AUGAAAGGCAUCCGCACCGUCGCCCUCGCAGUGGCUGCCGCCACGGCCGUUGUCGCCCAAGAAUGCGCCGACAUUCUCGUUCCCAAGUACACUCCCCCUCAGGUCGCUGCUGGCUGGGAAGCGCAACUUGUUGCGAAUGGCUACAAGAAGCCUCGAACCAUUCACGUCGACAGCGAGGGUGCUCUCCUCAUUCUUGAUGCUGGCGUUGGUGUCUAUCAUGUUACUUUCAAGGACAAUGGCGGCACUUGUCUUCACCUUACCGAGAGCAAGCUUCUGAUCAACAACACUCGUUUAACCCAUGGUAUGGCGUUCUCCGAUGAUGGCAAGACAUUAUUCGCAUCUUCGGUUGACGAGGUCUUUGCGUGGUCCUAUGGCGCCAAGUCCGGCACUGUCAACAACAACCCCAUCGUCGUCAUUGACAACAUGGCCAACAAUGACCAGACAACACGCACUUUGGUCAUGUCCAAAGCCUCCCCCAAUUGGCUCAUUGUCUCUCGCGGUGUCGAUGAAAACUUUGACAUGGACGCCCUUGAUGUCUCUUCUGGCCAUGCUCAAGUCAAGGCAUUCGACCUCACCAAGGUUGGCAGCGACCCUUUCGACUUCAACACGGAUGGCAAGCUCCUGGCCUGGGGUAUUCGCAACGCUGUUGCCGUGGCAGAAGACCCCGCUACUGGUAAUGUUUGGGCCAUGGACAACUCAAUUGACGAUAUCACCCGCAAUGGUGUCGACAUUCACGCCAACAACCCUGGCGAAGAGUUGAACUUGCUCGGAACCGUCGCCAAUGAGACUGCAGCUGGCAACUACGGCUACCCUCGCUGCUUCGCAGUUUGGGAUACUAGUAUCUCGCUCAAUGACUCUCUCAAGGUCGGCGACCAGUUUUCCAUGGAACAAAACAACACCAUGAACGACACCCGCUGCCAUAACGACUACAUUGCUCCGCGCCUGACCUUCCAGUCCCACACGUCUCCUGUUUUCCUCAAGUUCGAUAAGGACGGCUCUAACGCUUUCAUCUCUUUCCGCGGCAGUUUCAACCGUCCCGACCCCGUCGGCUACGCCUUGACCGCUGUUGAAUUCGCCAAUGGAGAGCCUGUUGCCAGUCGAGACUCCACCAAUGCGCUUAAGAACAUCAUGUUCAACAAGGAUAUCAGCACCUGCCCGGACCAGUGCUUCCGCCCCGUCGGCCUUGCCUGGGACUCCCAGAACCGACUUUUCAUGACGUCCGACAGCACUGGUGAGGUCUAUAUCCUGAGAAAGAGCGAUGCGAAGCCCACAUCUACCGCUCCUGGAAGCAUCGCUACCUCAACUGCCAAGCCCGAUGCUGCGAGCGGCAUGGCCCCGUCUAUUGGUCUGGGUGUGGCUGCACUGUGCGCCAGCUUCUUCUUGGCCUUUUAA
This is a messenger RNA of Colletotrichum truncatum, 1392 nucleotides long. RefSeq names its product glucose sorbosone dehydrogenase. The record is from RefSeq and is a predicted model, not a curated record. Lineage: Eukaryota; Fungi; Ascomycota; Sordariomycetes; Glomerellales; Glomerellaceae.